GGCCCAUGCCCACACCAUCGCGACACAGCACCGACCUCACCUCUCGCACAGGUCGCAGCAGAGCAGCCGCUGGCUCGCUGGCCGUCGCAUCGGAGGAAGAAGAAGAAGAGGGGGAGCGGGAGGCGUCCUCUCUCUCUCUCUCUCGAUCCACCACCACCCAUGGCGGGGGAAGAAGGGGAGGACGAGGCGGCGUCGAUCGAGCUGCAGCUGGAGCACCACCUACAGGAGCAGCGGGCCUCCCUCACCGCCGUCGACGAGGCCCUCGCCGCCGACCCCUCCAACGCCGACCUCCUCGAGGUCCAUGAAGAACUUCUUGCUGCAAUUAAGGAUGCAGAGGAGGGACUUCUCCAUUUGAAACGCUCUAGACUAGUAAAGCAAAUUGAUGAGAUAUUUCCUAACCAAGAGCCAACAUCUGAAGCACCUGAAGUAGCUGUUGAUCCACCCGAUGAUGUUGAGCCAGAACCAUUGGAGCCACAGGAAUUUUCAGUUGGAUCUAAGUGUAGAUUCAGGCAUAAGGAUGGGCGCUGGUAUAAUGGAUGUGUUAUAGGACUUGAAGGCUCAAGUGAUGCAAGGAUCUCAUUUCUGACUCCUACGUCUGAAAACAUGUCGAUGUGCAAGUUUUUUCUCCAGCAACGAUGUCGGUUUGGUAGUAACUGCCGCUUGUCCCAUGGUAUUGUAAUUCCUAUUCUGUCCCUGAAGCAAUUCACUCCGACUAGAUGGCAGCAGUCCUUGGUAGGAUCCAGCAUACUGGCUGCUUCUGGGCAUCAUUCUGGCCUUUGGAGACGAGCUGAACUUGAGUCAUGGGAUGACGAUCUGAAAGUUGGCCAGGUUGUUUUUCAAGAUGACGGGAGCUCUGCAAGGCUUCCCAGUGAUUCUCUUUCAAUCUCAGAAUAUGCUGAUGAGAGCGAUGAAGAUGGUGAAGGAAGCUCAAGUGAUGAAGGAUCUGAUUUUAGUGAGGAUGGAGAUCAAGAGGAUGAAUCUGUUCAUCAGGGUCUAGGCCUUUUGGAAUCCAAAAAUUUAAGUGGUGUUCAGACAGAGACUGCGAUCUUUGCAAAGUGGGAGCACCAUACCAGGGGCGUUGCCUCCAAAAUGAUGGCAAAAAUGGGGUACCGAGAGGGAAUGGGUCUAGGUGUUUCUGGACAAGGCAUGCUUGAUCCAAUCCCAGUUAAGGUACUACCCCCAAAGCAAUCUCUUGAUCACGCUGUGGCUGCAAGUGAGGUUAAUGAUAGUGUAGGCCCUGGAAAAAAACGCAGUCGGGGUGGGAAAAGAAAGCGUGAGAAGAAGUUUGCUGAACAGGCAAGGGCUGCUAAAGCUGAAGAAGAAGAGAGGUCUGUCUUCAGCUUUAUCAAUAGCCAACUAGUGGGUCAAGAUGUUGCAGAAGGCUCAGCCGUGAAAUCUAAAAAGGAUUCAUCCGGUGAGGCAAAUGGACAUGCCAAGAAGGAAGACAGAAGAUCCUUGCUUGCAUACGAUGACGAAGUGAAAGAACUGAGGAGCCGUGUUGAGAAGCUGGAGGAAAUGAUGAAGCGAAACCGCAAGGACAAGGCAUUCUACGAAGCAGCUUCAAAGAAAUUGAAACAAACCCGAAAAGCUCUAGCUGAUGCUGAAGCAACGCAUGCUUCGGCAACCAACGCGGUUGCUAGAAAGGAGAAAGAGAAGAAAUGGUUAAAAUUCUAAUGUCAAUUUUCGAUGCAGUAUCAAUUAGCAUCUGCCAGUCAAUCAAUAUCCAUUUUGAUACCUGAAGGUUGUCGUGGCAUGCGACUUCAGAUUGCUUGUUCUUUCAUGCCUUAUACAGUGUGAUCUGUGGCUGUAAUGUUUUAGGAGCUCUGUUGUAGGGAAAAUAUAGGAUGUGAUAUCUAGUUUGUCCGCCAGAAGUUCAGGACCAUAUUGUUUCGAGUUCUGAACUCACAAACUUAUGCUCCCUAUUGUCAUUUUGGUACCUAUUCUGCCAGAAGCUGACGAUGAUGUGUGUGUUAUUAUGGUCCCGUUCGAAAGUGAUGAUCAGAUACAAUUGAUCAUGCUCCA
Molecule: messenger RNA, 2022 nt
Organism: Oryza sativa Japonica Group (Japanese rice)
Lineage: Eukaryota; Viridiplantae; Streptophyta; Magnoliopsida; Poales; Poaceae
Source: RefSeq, a predicted model, not a curated record